UGGUCAUGUCUUGUUAAAUUGCUUGUUGCCUUCUGCCCACAUAUGUGAAAGAAACACUUGUUGUUCACGUAAUUGGGUUAAAAGUUUAUUAUUAUAUCAAACAUUUGUGUGAGUUAGGGAACCAAAAAGCCCGAAGUUGCUGUUUUGUGCUUGACUGUGUUUUGUUUGUUUCCGAGGGCUCAUUACUGGAAACGAUGGUGAUGAAGACGUGGAAAAGAUACGGAUGGUUUGCCCUGAAAACCUAAAAAAUUUUGGGAAAAGAUCCACGAUGGGGAUGAUUCAAGAAGACUCUGCUGCUGCUGCUGCUGCCUCAAGAAUCGGAUCGGGUGGACGAUGAACAUGUCUGGCGGCGCCCCGGGGGAGGAGCUCACGGAUGAGGAGAAGGAGAUCAUCAACAGCGUCCUGGCUCGUGCGGCCAUGAUGGAGGCCACGGAGCAUGAGAGGAUUGAGCGUCUCACUAGCCGACUGGACAACAUCAAGAAGACGGCGUGUGGGGACGGACAGUCACGCUGUUUGUUGUGUGGGGCGUCUUUUGGACAACAGGGGGUCACGGCUGUCCUCUGUGUGCAGUGUAACAAAAACAUGUGCAGCAAAUGUGGGAUUUGCAGCAACAGCAGGACGAGUCCUACGUGGCUGUGCAGAAUCUGCAACGAGCAGUUAGAGGUCCAGAAGCGUUCAGGAGCUUGGUUCUUCAAAGGAAGAACCCAGCAGGGUCUCCCCGCCCCCCUCCCUCUGUCCAGACCUCGACAGUCCAGCACCGAGGACAGUUCUGGUCCAGGAGACCGUGAUGGAUCACAGGAACCUCCAGCACAUCAUCAGGGACAUGAUCCUCAGCAGCAGCAGCAGCCGUCGUCCUGCGGAUUCGAACAAUGGGAGCAGACAGCAGCAACAGCAGCUGACAGCUCUAAUGAGACUCAGUCCUGUCCAGCAGCUGUAACCAAGACUGAGAGACAUGUGUUAGCCUCCAAACCACCUCGAGCAAACCUGCAGCAGGUCGCCCCCACCUCAGCUCCUGCUGCAGAUGUGGAGGAGACGGCGUCCGCUCCAGCUGUGGAGUUAAAAAGACAACCUGUUGUGUCCAGCUCCAUUUCAUCACAUGUUCCUGCAGCCAGAAUUAAUCCAGCUGUUGAGCCUCCAAUCAAUAACCCCGCCCCCUCACGACCCCCACCUGAUCGGACAGAGGACGAGGACAAUGACUACGACUCAGAUGAUGCCACCACUCUGGGAUCUCUGGAGUUCAGCCUCCUGUACGAGCAGGAGAGUCACAGCCUGCACUGCUGUAUCGUCAAAGCAAAGGGUUUAAAGCCGAUGGACUCAAACGGACUCGCUGACCCGUAUGUGAAGCUGCACCUCUUACCUGGAGCCAGUAAGUCUAACAAGCUUCGCACUAAGACCCUUAAAACCACUCUGAAUCCAGUGUGGAACGAGACUCUGGUUUAUCACGGUAUCACUGAUGAAGAAAUGACACGCAAAACUCUCCGGCUCUCAGUGAGCGACGAGGACAAGUUUGGACACAAUGAAUUCAUCGGAGAGACGCGAGUGGCUCUGAAGAAACUCAAGUUUAACCAGAAGAAGAACUUCAAUGUUUGUUUGGAGCGCGUGAUACCGGUGAAGAAGGCUGUGGGAGGUCCGGCUCGUGGCAUGGCUCUCUAUGAGGAUGACCUGAAUGAGGGUGAGGAUUCGGAGGAGAGGGGUCGUAUCCUGGUGUCGCUGCUCUACAACAGUCAGCAGGGUCGACUGAUUGUGGGCGUGGUCCGCUGUGCUCACCUGGCCGCCAUGGACUCCAACGGAUACUCUGACCCAUUCGUCAAAGUAUGUCUGAAGCCCGACAUGGGGAAGAAGGCUAAAAACAAGACGCAGAUAAAAAAGAAGACUCUGAAUCCAGAGUUUAACGAGGAGUUCGGUUAUGAAAUAAAACAUGGCGAGUUAGCCAAGAAAACCCUCGACAUCUCCGUCUGGGACUACGACAUGGGGAAAUCCAAUGAUUUCAUUGGAGGAUGUCAGCUGGGCAUCCAGGCUAAAGGUGAGUGUUUGAAGCACUGGUACGAGUGCCUCAAGAACAAAGACAAGAAGAUCGAGCGCUGGCACGUUCUGCUAAACGACAACACGGCCCAGUUUGAGGAUUAAGUCGUCUUCUUCCUCUUUUGUGCAUUUUAUUUCUCUGUCGUUCCCUACGGUAGAAUAUAGUCCUCUGUGAACACGGGUACGCAUA
Plectropomus leopardus (leopard coralgrouper) is the source of this 2212-nucleotide messenger RNA. It is a transcript of the gene rph3aa, whose product is annotated as rabphilin 3A homolog (mouse), a. NCBI's taxonomy places the organism in Eukaryota, Metazoa, Chordata, Actinopteri, Perciformes, Serranidae. Gene Ontology annotation, biological process: spontaneous neurotransmitter secretion; intracellular protein transport; exocytosis. Gene Ontology annotation, molecular function: small GTPase binding. The record is from RefSeq and is a predicted model, not a curated record. Gene Ontology annotation, cellular component: synapse; extrinsic component of synaptic vesicle membrane; postsynaptic membrane.